AUGUCAUCGAUCGAUUUUACACUAUUUGCACCUACCAUUGCUGAAGCUACUUUAAUCGGUUCAUUUUCUCAAUGGAAACAGAUUCCUAUGUCUUUUGAACACGGAACAUUUCAUUGUUCAAUAGAAAUUUCUAAUGGUGAACAUGAAUAUAAAUUUCGUAUUCGACAUCAUAAUGAAGAUAAAUGGAUAGAUGUUGUUGAUCCCUAUGUUACUAAAUAUAAUUCAAUAAAAAAUACAGGUAUAAUAACUAUAAAAAAUGGAAAAAAAAUCUUAGAUGAAUAUGUAUGGAAAUAUGAUGAUGUUAAAUUAUUAGAUAAUAAAGAUUUAAUUAUAUAUGAAAUGUAUAUUGCUGAUUUUGCUGAUAAUGGACAAUUUUCUGGAGUUAUUGAAAAAUUAGAUUAUAUUAAUGAUUUAGGUUUUAAUGCUAUUGAAUUAUUACCAAUUCAAGAAUCAAUGGGUAUAAAUCAUGAGUGGGGUUAUUUGCCAAGACAUUUUCUUGCAUUAAAAACCACUUAUGGUCCAAGUACAGAUUUUAAAAAACUUAUUGAUGAAUGUCAUCGACGAAAAAUUCGAGUUAUUAUUGAUGCAGUAUUUAAUCAUACGGCUACAGAUUGUCCUCUAGCAAUAAUUGAUCAUGAUUAUUGGUAUUACAAAGGAAAACAUCAUCCAGAACAUCCAUUUUAUUGGGGUCCUGAACUUAAUUAUGAAUAUUAUGAUGAACAACAGAACUUAAAACCAGCAUUCAAAUUUGCAACUGAUGUUGUACGUUAUUGGAUAGAUGAAUUUCAUUUAGAUGGUAUUCGUUUUGAUGCUGCUAAAGAAAUGGAUAAUUAUGAUAUUCUUCGUGAAUUAGAUAAUGUUGCUCGUUCUGUUCGUGGUUCUCAACCAUUUUAUACUGCUGCUGAAUAUGUUCCAGAAAAUUUGACAAUUGUUAAAGUAAAUGGUGGUCCUGUUGAUGCAUGUUGGUCAUCAUCAUUUCAUGGUGUUAUUGCUAAUAAUCUAGUAGAUAAAAAUAAAUUUGAACUUGAUCUUAUUAAAUAUAUAAUAAGUACACCUGAUUUAAUUAAUUAUUUAUCAUGUCAUGAUAAUGAACGUUUACUUUUUCUACUUGGUAAAGAUGGACAUUUAUUUGAUGAUAAUGCUUUUAUAUGUAUGCGACUUGCUAUGAUUAUUCUUUUUACUUCUGUUGGUGUACCUUUUAUUUUUCAAGGAGAUGAAUUAGGUGAUGCAAGAGAAUGGGGUAGUAAAGAUCAACAUAGAAAAAAAUUUCCUAUGCAAUGGAAUUUAUUAAAAAAUGAUCGAAAUCAUUCUUUAUUUAAUACAUAUAAACAACUUAUAGAAUUAAGAAAAAAACGUGAAGAACUAAAAGAAAAAGUUGUAAAUUUUAUACAUGAAAAUCAGAAUGAUUAUGUUCUUGUUUAUGCAAGAAGUCAAGAAUUAAUUGUUAUAACAUAUUUUUUUCCUGAAGAAAAAAAAGAUUAUGAAAUUAAUAAUAUACCUCAAAAUGGAAAAUGGAUUGAUUGGUUAUCAAAAAAUGAAUAUCAAGUUGAUAAUAAUAUAUUAAAAACAAACUUAGGACCAUUUGAUGGAAGAGUUCUUAUUUUACAAAAAUAG
Molecule: messenger RNA, 1614 nt
Organism: Rotaria sordida
Lineage: Eukaryota; Metazoa; Rotifera; Eurotatoria; Philodinida; Philodinidae
Source: the annotation of a GenBank genome assembly